AUGCGUGGCCACUCAGAGAAGCCUGUCGUCGUCCCCGAGACGGAUGGCGACCACGAUAGUCACGUCCCUACACAGCGCGUUGACGAGCUCGAUACCGAAAAAUUAGAUGUAGAUUCCAAUGUCGUAAGUCGGCCCCAGCACCAUGCGCUUUCUUCUCGCCCAACGCCAAUCGCCGCCCCGACAUGCCAUUUGCGCCGCCGUCUCCAACCACAGCGAGGAGAGGAGAGGAGUGAGAGAGGCCAAAAAAAUGAGCCCUUUUCGUAUGAAGAAGAUGACGACCAAGACUUGCCUCGCCAAGUUCAAGUUCGAACCGAUCUCAAUGUCACCGAAGAUGACCUGCUCGAGGCCAAGGAACUCGCUUCCCGCUACACCCUCGAUCAGGUCCGCGACAUCAUGGUCCGCAUCUAUAGAAUUCACUCGCGCGAUCCCAACUUUCCUACUGCCGUCGUACAAAAGAUUAGCGCCUUUCUCGAGAAUGAAGACGUCUUCAAGCACCCCGAGUUGCACCAGCACCUCAUCUCCGAAAUGAAGUUGGAGGCUGCCCUUGUCACCUCAAACAGCCCCUACGCCGAAGUCCGCGCCGUUGUCAGCAACAAGGACGAUCCCUCGACGCCCUCGUCCACCAUUCGCAGUUGGACCAUCGGUUUGCUUUUUAGCGCCCUGCUCGCCUUUGUCAACCAGCUCUUCGAUAUUCGUCAACCUGCAAUCCGCGUCAUGGCCAACGUUGCUCAGCUGCUGGCUUAUCCCAUCGGCAAAGCUGCUGAGCGAUGGCUUCCUGACGCUGGCUUUACCCUCUUCGGCAUCCAACAUAGCCUAAAUCCGGGCCCCUUCACUCGCAAAGAACACAUGCUCAUUACAAUAAUGGCCAACGUCGCCUACAACACGCCAUAUACCAAUUACAUUAUUUGGGUUCAAUAUCUACCGCAAUAUUUUAACCAGCCUUACGCCGCCCACUUCGCCUACCAGAUUCUAAUCGCCCUUGCCACUAACUUCAUUGGUUACGGAAUGGCUGGAAUCUGCCGACGCUUCUUGGUUUACCCCUCGUACUGCGUCUGGCCCGCAUCCCUCGUCACCAUCGCCCUCAACACUGCCUUUCAUACUCCUGGCAACCCGCCCGUGAUGGGACCUUUUGGCAAGAUCUGGCGCAUCUCACGUGCCAACUUUUUUUACAUCAUGUUUGGCGCCAUGUUCAUCUGGUUCUGGUUCCCCAAUUACAUCUUUACUUCGCUCUCCAAAUUCAACUGGAUCAGCUGGAUACUGCCUCAUCACCGCGAUCUCAACGUCAUCACCGGCAUCAACAAUGGCCUGGGCCUAAACCCUUUCCCUACUUGGGACUGGAACGUUUUGCUAUGGGACUCUGCCGACCCUCUAAUGGUCCCUUUCUUCAGCACGCUAAAUCGCUUUAUCGGCGCCUUCAUUUCCAUGUGGGUCGUCCUGGCCUUUUGGUACAAAAACGUCUACAACACUGGCUAUUUGCCAAUCAACACGAACCGAGUGUACGACAACACCGCAAAGCUGUACAACAUUUCACGUGCAAUCAACGAACGUGGCCACCUCGACCCCGACAAGUACGCUGCCUACUCGCCACCUUUUCUUGGCGCUGGCAAUGUCGUCAUCUACAUGUUCUUCUUUGGUAUCUACACCUCGACGCUGACGUAUGCCAUUCUGUACCACCGCAACGAGAUCUCCAUGGGUUUCAAGGCUCUGUUCAACAGCUUCCGCAAGAAGACGCCGCUUGAGGACAAUCAUAUCCUUGACGUGCACAAUCGCCUGAUGAAGUCGUACAAGGAAGUGCCUGAGUGGUGGUACAUGUUGUGCCUAGCGUGCGCUGUCGCCCUUGGCGUUGGAGGCAUUGCCGGCUGGGAUACGCAUACGUCUCCCGGUGUUGUAUUCUACGGCCUAGCUCUCUGUGUCGUAUUCGUUAUUCCAGUCGGCAUUAUCAAAGCUAUGACGGGUAUCGAGGUAACGCUGAACGUCCUGGCCGAAUUCAUAGGAGGCUCAUGGGUCGACGGCAACGCCCUGGCUAUGAACUACUUUAAGUCAUUUGGAUACGUCACUUGUGCCCACGCCGUCUGGUUUUCCAACGAUCUGAAGCUCGCUCACUAUGUCAAGAUACCGCCGCGGCAGACCUUUUCCGCGCAAAUGAUUGCCACGCUUGUCAGCACCGUCGUCUGUAUCGGUGUCCUCAACUUUCAGAUGAUCAACAUUCGCGAAGUCUGCACCGAAAAUGCCCGCUACAAGCUCACUUGCCCCGGUGUCAACACCUUUUUCACCGCGUCGGUCCUCUGGGGCACCGUCGGUCCUAAGAAGAUCUUCGGUCAUCAGGGGCAGUACAGCGAGAUGCUUGUCGGCUUCCCCCUCGGCGUCGUCAUCGUCGUCGUCUUUUGGCUCCUCAACAAAAAGUACCCCCACUGGGCGUGGACGCGCCAGAUUCACCCCGUCGCCAUCAUGUAUGGCGGCAUCGUCUGGGCUCCUUACAACAUGUCGUACAUUUGGCCUUCGGUGCCUAUUGCCUACUUUUCCUGGAUCUAUCUCAAAUCUCGCUACGUCGGUUUGUGGUCCAAGUACAACUUUGUGCUUUCCGCAGCUUGGUCCUGUGGCAUCGCCAUUUCCGGCAUAAUCAUCUUCUUUAGUCUGCAGUACACCGAAGUCGACUUCAACUGGUGGGGCAACCAUGUCUCCGAGCAGGGCUGCGAGGACGACUCCUGCAACUACAAGAACCUCGCGCCCGGCGAUUAUUUUGGACCUCGCAUAGGAGACUUUAACUGA
Messenger RNA from Beauveria bassiana ARSEF 2860, 2769 nucleotides. RefSeq names its product OPT oligopeptide transporter. Lineage: Eukaryota; Fungi; Ascomycota; Sordariomycetes; Hypocreales; Cordycipitaceae. Gene Ontology annotation, biological process: transmembrane transport. The record is from RefSeq and is a predicted model, not a curated record. Gene Ontology annotation, molecular function: oligopeptide transmembrane transporter activity. Bases 1 to 2769 code for a protein of 922 amino acids. The transcript is spliced from 3 exons.